AUGGGACAACGACAUUAUGAGGACAUGGCGCUAUGUUGUGUCCGCGAUGUGGCAUUCAUACCAUGCAAACCCAUGGCCACAUACAAUGAGGUACCAUUACAGCUAGAGGUCACUGCCCGCACUGAUGUCAUCCCCAAGACACAGUCAAGUUUGCCUUGGGUAAUGGGGAUAGAGUUGAGUGAUUGGGCUGGGAGUGGGGCCAUUGCCUGUGUUGAUGUCUUCCCCAGCAUAGUCAGCACAGCAGUAGUCAAGUUUGCAUUGGGGAAUGGCAGGUGGAGGUUGAGUGAUUGGGCUGGCAGAGACAUGUCUCAGAACUGGCUCAAUGCCAAGAACACUAGGGGCCAUUGCCUGCGUUGA
Laccaria bicolor S238N-H82 is the source of this 357-nucleotide messenger RNA. RefSeq lists its product as uncharacterized. The transcript has 5 exons. NCBI's taxonomy places the organism in Eukaryota, Fungi, Basidiomycota, Agaricomycetes, Agaricales, Hydnangiaceae. The record is from RefSeq and is a predicted model, not a curated record. Bases 1 to 357 code for a protein of 118 amino acids.